Messenger RNA from Trichosurus vulpecula (common brushtail), 499 nucleotides. RefSeq names its product mitochondrial import inner membrane translocase subunit Tim8 A-like. NCBI's taxonomy places the organism in Eukaryota, Metazoa, Chordata, Mammalia, Diprotodontia, Phalangeridae. The record is from RefSeq and is a predicted model, not a curated record. The transcript has a single exon. The coding region runs from base 1 to 288 and encodes 95 amino acids.
AUGGAUUCCUCUUCGUCUGUUCCAGGGCUGGGCUCCGUGGACCCACAACUGCAGCAUUUCAUCGAGGUGGAAACUCAGAAGCAGCGAUUUCAGCAGUUGGUGCACCAAAUGAUUGAACUAUGCUGGGAAAAGUGCAUGGACAAGCCUGGGCCCAAAUUGGACAAUCAAGCCGAAACCUGUUUCAUGAACUGCAUGGAGCAUUUUAUUGACACAAGCCAAUUCAUCCUGAACCGAUUGGAGCAGACACAGAAGACCAGGCCAGCCUUCGCAGAAAGCUUGUCUGACUGAUCUCUGCACAACUCUCUCCGUUUUCAAAAGAACUUUAUAGUUCGAGAAAAAGUACUGUGAUGGGAUGGUUGUAAAGGAAAAGGCUGUGGGGAGAUUGGCUUGCAGUUUUUAUCCCAGCCUUUUGGGAUGUAUGGUCAUGUGAAUGAGCAAAGAAUGGUUUUGUGAGUUUGGGGGUUGUGUUUUGUUUUAAAUGCCAGUUUUAUGAAAAUUU